Messenger RNA from Plasmodium relictum, 2007 nucleotides. Its product is annotated as alpha/beta hydrolase, putative. The record is from RefSeq and is a predicted model, not a curated record. The transcript has a single exon. The coding region runs from base 1 to 2007 and encodes 668 amino acids. NCBI's taxonomy places the organism in Eukaryota, Apicomplexa, Aconoidasida, Haemosporida, Plasmodiidae.
AUGAAUGAGAAAAAAAAAGAGAAAAAAUAUAUUGAGAAGAAUGAACAGAUUAAAAAUAAUAUCGAAAAAAGUAUUAAAGAAGAAGAAGAAGAAGAAAAAGAAAAAAUAAAGGAAAAUAAUAAAUAUGGAAAUUUUAUUGAUAAUAAUAAGAAUGAAGAAAAAAAUAAAGACAAGAAGAAAAAAAAAAGUGAUAAGGAUAAAAAAGAAAGUAAUAUAAGAAUAAUAAAAAGUAAAAAUCAAUGUUAUUCUUCAUUUACUAAUCAGAAUAUAAAGAUUUUAUAUAGAAACGAAUUUAUAAAUGAUAAUUCUUUUUUCGUUUUUCCAUAUAAUAGAAAUGUAGUAGAUUUAAAAAGGAAAGGUAAUUCCUCAAUAGAAAAAGAAAAGACAACUAGUUUCAAAAAUGAUGGAGCCAAAAAUGAUGAACAAAAAUAUUUAAGCACUUUCAAAAGUAUAAUUGAUGUAAAAAAAGAUCCUACUAUUUCAAUAAUAAAUUCAUCUAACGAGAUUAGAACAAAUGAUUACGUAGAUGAUUAUUUAAACUUUGAAUCAAAAGACGAAAUAAGGAAAAAUGAAGAGAAUGAUAUGCUAUUAUUCAAAUAUGGUGAAAAACAAAAUCCGAUUAUAUCAAUAAGAGAAUUUGAAAGCAUACCUUUAAAAGGAGAAGAAGAAAAUGAUAAUAAAGUUAAAGAAGAAAAAUGGGAAAGUAAUAAUAGUAAUGAGGAAAAAAAGAAAUUAAGUAAAAUAAAUAAAGAUGAAGAGGAAAAAAAAAAAAUUUAUAACGAAAUAAAAGAAGUUAAAGAAAAAAAUGAUGAUGUAGAAGAAUAUAGUAAAAAAAGAUAUGUUGAAGAAUAUCAGAAUAAUAGAAAAAAGGAAGAUGAAAAAUAUAUUAUGUAUAAAGUACCUAGAUAUCUAAAGAAAAAAAACAUUAGGUGUCCAUUUGUGUAUAAAAAUGUAUUCAUUGGUAAGUAUGGAAUAAUAAAUUAUGAUUUAAAGGGGAAUGAUAGUGGAAUAUUAGUAAUUACUUUUCAUGGAUUGAAUGGAACUAAUUUAACAUUUUUAGAGAUACAAAAUAUAUUAAUUAGAUAUAAAUUUCAAGUUUUAAAUUUUGAUUUAUAUGGGCAUGGUUUAUCAGCUUGCCCAAAAUAUAAUCAUAAAAAAAGAACGUAUGGCAUUGAUUUCUUUUUAUCACAAACAGAAGAAUUGUUAAAUCACUUAAAAUUACAAGAUAAAGAAUUUUACUUGAUUGGUUUUUCAAUGGGAUGUAUAAUAGCUAUAAGUUUUGCCAGAAAAUACAUUAAUCAAGUUAAAAAAAUUAUUUUAAUAUCUCCAGUUGGUGUUUUAGAAAAAAAACCUUUUUUACUAAAAUUAUUAAAAAUUUUUCCCUGCAUAAUUAAUAUUUCUUCUUUUUUUAUGCUACCUUGUUUUAUAUCAAAAAAGAAAUUAAAAAAUAACGAUUCUCAAAAUGAUACAUCAGAUUAUUUAUAUAACAGAAUUAUGUGGCAAACAUUUGUAAAAAAAAACAUUACUCAUUCCAUUUUAGGUUGUGUAAAUAAUUUAAAAAUGUGGAGUGCUCAUGAAAUUUUUAAAGAAGUUGGUAUAAAUCAUAUACCUGUUUUAAUUUUAUGUGGAGAGAACGAUAAUAUUUGUAAUGUUAAUGUUUUUAAAAAUGUAUCUAAUUAUUUUUCUAAUUCUCAUUUGAUUAUUUUUAAAAACGCCUCUCAUUUAGUUUUAGUGGAAAAGAGUCAAAAAGUCAUUGCUUGCGUUUUAACAUUUUUUCACUUUCCCAAUGAUGCUGAUUUAAAAUUAUUUCAUUAUAUACUCCCAGUUGAUAAAAUGGGAAACUAUGUUGUUAAAGACAAGAGGUUUUCUGAAAAAUACUCUUCUUCUAAAUCAUAUUUAGAAGAUAUUGGUUAUAUACCUAACAUUUUUAUUUCCUUCAUUGAUAAAGAACAAGAAUAUAAAUUUAAAAAAAAAAAAAAUUUAUCUUUAUCUUUUGAUGUAGUCUAA